AUUAUUCCCUUCAUUUUCACAACUCUCUUUUACCCUCAAAAAAGAAAAACUAUUUUCUUAUACUAACAAAUGGAAUUGGUUGAACCUUCCUUGUGCUUAUAUGAAUCAGUUCAUGCAUCUUAUUUUUUCUUUAUUUUUAUCAUCCUAAUACUUUUCUUACUUCUGGGUUUGCUUAGUUUUACUACUUUGUUCAUCUUUUUACUACUAAAAAGGAGUAAACUUAGUUGUAAGUGUGAAAUAUGCCAUUGUUAUGUGACUUCAAGCUGGUCUAAAAAUUACCAAAAUGUAUGUGAUUGGUAUACUCAUCUUCUCCAAAACUCCCCUUCAAAAACCAUUCACAUCCAUGUAUUGGAUAACAUAAUAACUGCCAACCCAAAAAAUGUUGAGUAUAUAUUGAAGACUAAUUUCAAUAAUUACCCAAAAGGAAAACACUUUUCAACAAUCUUGGGUGAUCUUUUAGGGCAUGGAAUCUUCAAUGUUGAUGGUGAUGCAUGGAGGUUUCAAAGGAAGAUGGCUAGGGUUGAGCUAGAUAGAUUCUCAGUCCGCUCUUAUUCCUUUCAGGUUGUGAAAGAGGAAAUAGACAAACAACUCAUACUCUAUCUUUAUGCAAAAGUAUCUAACCAUGUAGUGGACUUACAAGAAAUUUUCAGAGCAUUUUCCCUCAUCACAAUCUCUAAAAUCUCCUUUGGGGUAAAUUUUGAAUCAUUACAAGAACUUGUUGGCUCUUCUAAAGAUUUUUCAACCUCAUUUGACCUAGCAACCAGGCUUUCAGCAGAACGAGCACUUGAGGUGUGCUCGUUCUCCUGGAAGCUGAAACGGUUGCUAGGUCUAGGAAAAGAACAAAAGCUAAGAAAUGCUAUAAAAGAAGUGAAUCUUGUAGCCAUGAAGAUCAUCAAACAAAGAAGAAACAAACUAAACUCAACCAAUGAUCAUGAUCUAAUAGAAGAUCAAAAAGACCUUCUUUCAAGAUUUAUGAAAAAUGGGUAUAAUAACAAUGAUGGGUAUCUUAGAGAUAUUAUUGUUAGUUUCCUUUUAGCAGGAAGAGAUACAGUUGCAUCAGCCAUAACAAGCCUAAUCAUGCUAAUAGCCCAUCAUCCUAGAGUUGAGGAAAAGAUCCUUCUAGAAGCAAAUAAAGUUCUUGGAGAAGAACAAGGGAUUUGUAAGUAUGAUCAAAUUGUUGAACUAAAUUAUUUACAAGCAACAAUAUUUGAAAGUAUGAGGCUAUAUCCUCCUGUUCAGUUUGACUCAAAAUAUGCUGAAAAUGAUGAUAUUUUGCCUGAUAUGAACACAAAAGUGAUGAAAGGAAGUAGAGUUACAUACCAUCCUUAUGCAAUGGGAAGGAUGGAAAUGAUAUGGGGUAAAGAUUGUUUAGAGUUUAAGCCUGAAAGAUGGCUUAAAAAUGGAGUGUUUUUUCAAGAAGAUUGUUAUAAGUAUCCUGUGUUUCAAGCCGGUGUUAGGGUUUGUUUGGGUAAAGAAAUGGCAUUAAUGGAGAUUAAAUGUGUAGCUAUUUGUCUUCUAAGGGAGUUUCAUUUUGAGUUAGUGGAUAAUAAUGAUUUUUGUAAAGUUCCAAAGUUUUCUCCUGGUUUGACUGCUACUUUUCUUGGUGGGUUACCUGUCUUGUUGCAUGCAAGAAAAAAACAAACUAGUCAUGGUUAGCUAGGUUAUGAUAUAUGAUCGUAACUUAUAUCAGUGUAUCUCGCUCAUAAAAAUUAUAAUUAUAAUCGGGUGUGUAUCUCGCUCAUAAAAAUUAUAAUUAUAAUCAGGCGUGUAUCUCGCUCAUAAAAAUUAUAAUUAUAAUUAGGAUAUCUGUCAAGUCCAAACCAGACUUAAGUCUUCCAAGAAAUUAAGUGUUGUAUUGUGGAAUUUGAUAUUUGAAUGAUGCCAAAUAAAAGAUUCCUAGGAUUGCCAAAUCAUGAUUCCUAGGUAAUGUAUUUUGUGAAACUUUUAUAAAAUUAAUUUGAAUCAUUCAAA
Messenger RNA from Amaranthus tricolor (Joseph's coat), 1971 nucleotides. Its product is annotated as cytochrome P450 94C1-like. Lineage: Eukaryota; Viridiplantae; Streptophyta; Magnoliopsida; Caryophyllales; Amaranthaceae. The record is from RefSeq and is a predicted model, not a curated record. Gene Ontology annotation, molecular function: heme binding; monooxygenase activity; oxidoreductase activity, acting on paired donors, with incorporation or reduction of molecular oxygen. The transcript has 2 exons. Bases 70 to 1656 code for a protein of 528 amino acids.